AGUUCACCUGCAGAGGAGGCUCCAGAAAGCGGCAUGUCCCCUUUGCUCUUUGGGGCUGGGCUGGUCGUUCUGAAUCUAGUGACGUCUGCCAGGAGCCAGAAGACAGAACCUCUAAGUGGCUCUGGGGACCAGCCACUCUUCCGUGGAGCUGAUCGAUAUGACUUUGCCAUCAUGAUACCUCCAGGAGGCACGGAAUGCUUUUGGCAAUUUGCCCACCAGACUGGAUACUUCUAUUUCAGUUACGAGGUUCAGCGGACAGUGGGGAUGUCACAUGACCGGCAUGUUGCUGCCACGGCACAUAACCCACAGGGAUUUCUCAUAGACACCUCCCAGGGUGUUCGGGGCCAGAUUAACUUCUCUACCCAAGAGACAGGUUUUUAUCAGCUUUGUCUAAGUAAUCAGCAUAAUCACUUCGGUUCUGUGCAAGUGUACCUCAACUUUGGGGUCUUCUAUGAGGGGCCUGAGACUGAUCACAAACAGAAGGAAAGAAAACAACUGAAUGAUACUCUGGAUGCAAUUGAGGACGGCACACAAAAGGUGCAGAACAAUAUCUUUCACAUGUGGCGAUACUACAACUUUGCCCGGAUGAGGAAAAUGGCUGACUUUUUCCUUAUCCAAUCAAACUAUAACUACGUGAACUGGUGGUCGACAGCCCAGAGCCUUGUUAUUAUUCUUUCUGGGAUCCUGCAACUGUAUUUCUUGAAGCGUCUCUUCAAUGUUCCAACAACUACAGAUACAAAGAAGCCAAGAUGCUAAGCUAAGGUGACUAUAGCACCCUGGCUGUUUUCUUCUGGGGCUUAGUCGAAUCAGCUUUGUAAUGUUAUGGGACAAAAAUCAAUUAUCUCAUUAAUGUUUUAGUCUGCUGCACACAUCUAAAAAAGCAAAAUGGCAAUAAAAUCAUAACAGUGAAAAA
Messenger RNA from Homo sapiens (human), 913 nucleotides. RefSeq names its product transmembrane p24 trafficking protein 6 (gene TMED6). NCBI's taxonomy places the organism in Eukaryota, Metazoa, Chordata, Mammalia, Primates, Hominidae. The transcript is spliced from 4 exons. The record is from RefSeq and is marked validated. Gene Ontology annotation, cellular component: endoplasmic reticulum-Golgi intermediate compartment; endoplasmic reticulum membrane. Bases 34 to 756 code for a protein of 240 amino acids.